AUGAGCGAUGCCAAAAAUAUGAAAGAGGAAAGUGGAGAGACAUCGCCGCCUCGUCCGGAGCCUUGUCGGCGGCGUGCACGUGGCAGCGCCACUAAAAACGGGAGGAGUGCGAUUGACGACUCACCGCCAGUCGCUUCCCCUCUACGCGGUUGGCAGGCCCGGGCGCUGGUUCAUCGUACACCGCAGCACGUACUCACGCUAUGGUCCCGACCGCAGUACCCCUCUAUCUCGGCAGGGCCCCUCGUGAUACAGGAUCGUUACGUUGUCCAAGGCACAGCAACACAUGGAAAGGUUUUGAUUUGGACCUCGGAAGCUAUUCUGCAGAGGAUAGGUGGAGAGGGAGCCGCUGGGGAAAACGCUAGCGACAAGAACAAUUACAGCGCUCCUACGACAAAAAAUCUGGAAGAAAGCGACAUGGAUGUCGGUAGUGAUGACUUUGCGCGAACUCACGGACCUAGUAGGCGGCAGCUGGACCCGCGAUUCUCUCAUCCACUGGAGCCUACAUUUGUUGUCGAUACGAUAAGCGAGCGCACAUCGUCUCCUUCAUCCCCACAGGAAGACCAAACUGAUCAUGAUCGUCGCAAAGAAUCUAUAUGCGAAGCAGCGCCGAUUGUCGCCUUGGCAGAAUUGCUCGAAGAUACUCGUGCACGGCGCAAGGAAACAGGUAAUCUUGUGGCGGUUUCCGUACUGGGUCAAGUAUCGAUGAUUUCGCUGGAUCCUAGUCGUGCAUUUUCCUUUUAUUCCUGGGCGACAAACCGUGUUGGUGCUACUAGUGUGGGUUGUACCCUACGUGGUUCUAUCGUGAUUGGAUACGAAAAUGGUAUAGUUGAAGCUUGGCGCGUGAUUGCCGCCAAGGAAGGGCCGACAAAGAAACUUUUGUGGCGAGCAGCGUGGGAGCACGCUUCUCCAAUUGCAAGUAUUCAGCAGUUACCCGUAAACGAGGAGACUAAUUCUGUGGAGAUGACGCCACCAUCCUUUUCCGAGGCAAACAGAAACCUCAACGCAUCUCCACAUCACGAGUACUUAAUCAUAACGUUACAGCCACGAGACUCAGCGACGCCGACGCGGUCCAUGGUCGAUGUGGUCGAUACAACUUCGCUGGAACUAGCCUGGCGCGACCUCGCAAAGCCGGAUGAUUUUACUUCAGAAACUACCAACAUUCUGGCCAUGGAGGAUCACUGGAUCUUGCCGAGUCCCGGAAUGGAGUUGGUGGACACUUCGACGUUACCGCGGACUCGCAUACCCGGUCUACCCCGGCGCAGGCCGCACGUGAGUAGCUCGGGUACCAAUGCCCUCUAUGUGCUGCCACAAAAUCUUGGAUGUGUAAUGGGAUUAUCCGACGGCACAUUGGCUCGGAUUUAUGCUGAAUGUACUUCAGUGUCGCAGCCGGAUAUGUUGUCCUGGGGAGUUUCAAGUGCUACUGAUCAAUGUGUAUUGUCGUAUCCGACGAUUGGUCUGGGACACGUUUAUUUGCCCCUUGCUAAAGAGUCCCCAACUAGUGAACGUGUUCCGCACAUUGCUUGCUGUUUACGCGGAGGCACAGUGUACUUAGUACCCAUCACGACAUCGUCCUCAUCCGACGCAGCUCGACCCAUUUAUACGCUUUCCUACCCUCACGAGGUUGACAGAGAUGCUCAUUUUCAACAGUUACAUGGUUUCACGGCGUGUGCACUCCAGCCCAGGUCUAUCACAAAAAAAUCGGGCGACUCUACGGCCGGCGGAGAGACUGAAGGAUCGUUGACGAAUACGUUCUUGUUCUUUGCCUGGCCUGGAGGCAUUAUAGAUGUUUAUCUAUGCGGCUUGACAGAUCGACAGACAAAGGAAUCUGUUGAGAAAUCAACUUUAUUGGAGAAACUUUGGAGUAAUGGCACAGUGCAAAUGCUUUCCGACUCACUACUGCAUCAAUCAAACGACUGUCCCCCGGAAGGAUUCUCCAUCGAAUUAACACAAUGGCAGAACGCAUUGACCGACAUUUCUAAAAGAGGGGCUCCAGCGUCGUUCGACGAAUUGAAGACGGAGGGUUUUCAGAGCCUUCGAUCGCUGAUUCUAACUUUGGCCACCGAAAAUGAGCUGAAUACAGGACCCUCUCCGCUCUAA
Messenger RNA from Phaeodactylum tricornutum CCAP 1055/1, 2097 nucleotides. RefSeq lists its product with no specific name. The record is from RefSeq and is a predicted model, not a curated record. Bases 1 to 2097 code for a protein of 698 amino acids. The transcript has a single exon. Lineage: Eukaryota; Bacillariophyta; Bacillariophyceae; Surirellales; Neidiaceae.